GUAAGACUGAGAACAAUGAAGAAAGGUUGUCAACAGAUCUUGUGUGGUACCCCAAUGGUUCAAUAGACUAAGUUGAAGGCCAAUAUUAGAAUAUGCAUCCUCUGUUUUACUAUGAACUACUUUUUUGUACAGUUACUAUAAGGCCAAAAUGUGUAUUAACAAAAUUGUGAAGAUUUGUCAACAACUCAUUGAAACUGCUAUGAACAAUCAUCUACUUCUGUAUUGAGCCUACAACUUACCUGUAAACAGACCGUUCAACUCCACAGCAGUGAGAAAGGAGCAAUGGUUGUAGCAUCUGACAUUACAUUACACUUUCCAAGUUUAAAACAAAACAUGGCAUUGUUGAUCUGUUGCCGUUUAGACUUAAAUACUUAGCACUGAUUCGUUUAGUGACAAGGAUAUUUUCAAAUACCACAUGGCUGAUCACACAGGGGGAAAAUUGUCUCAGUGUUCGAUGUGCAAUGAUCUAUUCCUCAUAAGUACAAAUGCAAACUUGUGCACAUCCUAUGAAAAUCUCUGUUUACUAUGUAAACAGAUAACUCUUGGAGAAUUUUCAUUUAAUCGAGAAGGACUUGCAGAAGAUAAAAAAUUUCAAUGUGCCCUCUGCAAUCAAAGAUUUGACAUUCUUUAUGAAAUGAAGAAACAUUUAACAAAACAUGUCCAGGAAAUCUCAAUCAAGUCAUCUGUACAUAGCCCCAUUUUAUCUCUGCCAGCUGCUCUCAAAGUUCAGUUUACAUUUAAUAACAAAGUUGUCACAUUGGCAACUGAUGUUUCUGGAAAGGAGACCGUGCAUGACUCAAAGCUAAAAAAACAGGAACUGACACUUACGGAUAUAAAAUUGUAUACCUGCAAUCUCUGUGAUAAAAAUUUUUCCUCCAAUUCACAUUUGAAGAGGCACAUCACCAUUCACUCCGGUGACAAGCCGUAUAAAUGUUCAGCUUGCUCCAAAGGUUUUUCGGAUAGUUCAACUCUGCAUAAGCAUUCCCGAGUGCAUAUGGAAGGAAAGUGUUUUACAUGCAAAUUUUGUGAUAAAGAGUUUGGAGAUAGGACCAGCUUAAAGCAGCAUGAAUCUUUUCACUUAGGGGGAAGACCAUACCAUUGCCCGGACUGUGGUAAAGACUUUACACACAGGUCAGCGCUGAGAACACAUCGAUUCAUCCACAGGAGUGAUAAACCUUUCAAAUGUCAACAAUGCGAUAGACAGUUCUCUCAGAAUGCACACUUAAAGGAUCACCAACUGGUCCACACAAGAGAGAAACGUUUUCAGUGCGACUUGUGUCAUAAAAUGUUUACACUGGAAUAUGCACUUAAAAGGCACCAUAAAAUUCACACUGGGGAGAAGACGUUUCAGUGCCAGAGGUGCCUGAAAUUUUUUUCUCGAAUUGAUCAUCUCAGGGAACACCUAAUUAUUCACACAGGAGAAAAGCCGUUUGAGUGUGAGGUUUGCAAGAAGACAUUUUCUCAUAACUCAAAUUUGAAAAAACAUUAUUUAGUGCAUUUCAAGAAUUGAAAAACUCAAUGUGACUUUAAUCGAUCUUGUAUCUUUACAGCAACAUUGAAAGAGACUGAGUCACCUUUUGUCAUCUGUGAGGUAGUUUGACAUGUUUUCUCUAUUUUGAUUAACAUUCCAAAAAAUUCAAAAAAUUGUUAAUAUUAAAAUAAAUAUAAAAUUGCAUUGAAGGGACCAUAAAAAUAGGUUGAGUAAAAAAAAAAGGCGGCUGUAACCUUAUUCCCAGUCAAUUGUGUAUAGGCUAUAACCUUAUUCCCAGUCAACUGUGUAUAGGCUGUAACCUUAUUCCUAUUCAACUGUUUAUAGUCUGUAAUCUUAUUCCCAGUCAACUGUGUAUAGGCUGUAUUGUAACCCUUUCCUCCACUGUGUUUAUGCCAAAAUCGUAUUCCCAGUCUUAAUUGUAUAUAUUAGGAAAGUGAAAAUGUCUUACAGAAACAUAUUUUAAUUUUUAAAUACUUAAUUUAAGGGAAGAUAGAUAAAUAGCUUAAAAAUUAUUUUUAGGAGUAAAUUAAAUUUAAACUUUUAAUUUAUCAAAAGUUAAGCUUCUGUGACUAAAAUUUAAAUUAUCAUUUGAAUAACUUUCCCGUCAUUCUUUUGGUUCAGUGAUAGGUAGCCUCUAUUAAAACAGCCCAUUUUUAAGGUUUCAUGUUUUAGUCAGGAUUGGACUACUGCACACUAGUCACUCAAACAUAUCUAACAAUAGAUUGGAUAGUUAUAAAAUUAAACUUUGUGUUUAGAUAUCCAUCUUCCAGUGUAUAAAUUGGUUGUUGUGAAUUGACGCAAAGAAAUAACCAAAUAUUUCUUUGAUUUGAUUUCAGUAAUACUGGUGUAUAGUUUUUAAAGAUACCUAGUAGAAUUUCAAAAUACAGGAGGUUCUUGGGUUACAUCCAGUGGCAUAGCAAAGGUACUCGGGUUCAAGAAUAUUUUGGUGGGCCCCCUUCCCCCAAAUAAGAAAAAAUUAGUGUGUGGCAAAAAAAUUAAGUAAUCUAAAAGUAUGAAGUACAUUUACCAGAAAACAUUCCAAUGCAAGGAUUGUACUUUUUUUUUAUAAGUAAAAAUGUCGUUACUUUUGAUUAAGUUAGGACUCCAUACCAGCCUUUAACAAAAUUAAACCAUUUACGGUACACGUUUCAAAUGAAAAUGUAAAACUAUUAAACAUUAACAAGAACUAUCAUCAUCUUGUUCUAUAUCAAUUAUUUAACAGUAAAUAGCAUAUAUAUUUAUUAACUAAAAGUGCAUUUUUCUGGCCUUCUAAGUAGCAAAGUCAGAAUCCUGCCACUGGGCGUGUAUUUCUAAACUUUUGGCUGUUUCUGUCUCAAUGGAAAGAAGAUCAAGGGAAGCUAUCUUGCUCUGUGUCAUAGAAAUUCUUACAUUUUGAUCAGUUUCGAGAAUAACCUGCUGAACUUCUCUGCAUUUUGAUUAUUUAUUUUCAAAACUAGUUAGUGAUAUGCUCACCAAUUUUGCCUUUUAACUUUCUGCAACUGUGUAGAGCAAAAAAAAAAAAAACGGGUUCACACUGUAAAAUCGAUCUACUUAAAAAGCCCUAAUUUUUACACUCCCUAAAGUCAUUCUUUGUAACUCUUCUCCAGUUGAAUUUCUGCUUUUAUUGAGAUCUUUCCGAAAUGUUUGAAAUUACAUUGUUUGCUUAAAUUUUACAAUUUUGUACCCCACUAGUUACAUCAAUCCCAAGUUAAAAUGUUUUGUGGUUAUGAUACAUGUCUCGUAUUCUAUAUUGAUUAUUUAAAGCCUUAGUUUUGUAUCUUCAGGAUUCGCUUUAAACUUCCAGAUUCACAUGCUCCGGUAUCUCCUGCACCUUCUGCAGCUUCUUCCUCCCAAUAAUCAGGUUUUCUUUGUCAUUUCUGUUUAAGUUAGUAAAUAACCACAUUGUAUAUUUUCUUCAUUUAACUUGACCUAUUUUCCAACGUAUACCAAAAAUCAGUUUACUUCCGACAUCAUAACUUGUGGACCCCCUUAAUACACAUUUCUUAUUCAUUUCCAUUUUACUAUGUCAUUUAUGUUGUUUUUUCAUAUAUAUCAAAAAAUAUAUAUGACUAAGGUUUUAACAAGAUUCUACAUCAAUAUUUUUUAAAUGUAUUAAGUCUAAACAUUCACAUCAUUGGCACUGGGACAUUUCACAUCAGCGACGACUUCUUUUUCAUUACUUCUAACAAGUUUUUUACUAUCUGAGCUGUAAGGGAAACCCAGUCUUUUUUCUUUGUGAAGUGUUUGUUUAUUAUUAGGUCUUCCUUUAGUUUUUACUUUUCCCAACAUUACAUUAUUAAAUGUAUCAGUUGUAACUUUAGAUGAGUCAGCAAUAUCACUACCAGACAGAUUGCUUUCAAUACUAUGAACUACAAAGGGUUGAGCAUGAAUAACACUUGUGACUCUUUCAACAUUCUGCUACUUAAUAUCAUUUAAAUGACAGGACACUUCCUGAGAGGUUGUGGCAAUAGGAACAAACUCUUCAUUAAUACACUCACCCUGCAUACUAAUAUUUGUUUUAGCCAAGGCCUCUGCUACAUUAGUAAUAACAAAUUCCUCAUUAGCCCUGAUAUGAUAAAUAAAUGUCUUCAACUGUUCAAGCUUUACUAAAAAAUGUUGUUCCCCCAUAUUCUGAUACAGACAGUUUAGUUCAUUAGCCAGCUCCUGUAUAAUUUUAAAUUGCAUUUUGCUGUCUUUGCACUAAUGGUGUAUGUACUCAAAUUCUUCAUCCCUAAAUUACUAAAAGAUUUCUUUUGGAAAUGGUACCCAGCAGUUCUGAAGAAAGUUUAUGUCUCAAAGAAAGAAUAUGUCUGCAAGGCAAUACAAAUUUAGUGAAGAAAAUACAAGUGCAAGAUUCCAUGCUCACCACAUAUGAAUUGGUGUCAUUAGAAUUACUAGUAUCAGAAAUAGACAAAAUGAUGAGUCUGCAUUAUAGUUAAAUCUUUUAAAUAUAGAAAUCUGAUGGCCCACUAACUCUGCUCCAAAUGGUGUUAGUAUAUUCUUGUACAAAAUAAGCAAAUGUGUGUCUGGUAGUGUUGAAUAAUGUUUGGUUAUUUUAUGGAUGUGGUGUUGUGCUGAUUUUAUUUAAGAUAGAUCUGAAUCAAACAAAAGUAGCUUAGUUACACAUACUGAGAGUGUUGUGUGGCUAUCUAGGUGCUUUUUUAUCCUUGAAUGAUAGGAUUCUACAUGAUUUGUAGUUGUGAUAUGUAGAGAUGCAACAUCUGUAUUUCUACAUGCCGCCCACUUGUCAGAAAGUGACCACCAAUUAAUUUGAAAGUAGCUUUCAACAUUGGGACAUGCUCAAUCUAUAAGAGUGUUCUUUAAAUAGAUCAAAAAAAAUUUAUUGGUUAAUUCCUUUGAGACAUUUGUGUUUAAAUACGUUUUCACUGCUGUCAUUGUGCUAAAUUAGCACAGGCGAAUUAAAGAUUGAGGGAAACAUUGCUUGAUUGCACCUAUUUUACUAAAAUCUUUAUCUACAAAAAAAAAAAAAAAUUGAAGUCAUAAUACACUUAAACAUUCAGAAAAAUUCCAACACUCUCAUUCCUUACAAAAGCAUGCAACACAGUUUACACCAUUACCAUUCGCAUCAAUACACAUAACAUUCAACAACGGAAAUAAAUACUCAUUGACUUUAUAAGUGCAAUCUAUUAUCAAUAUGGUUUUGUUGGCUUUAAGUGAACCUAUCAUUUCCUUGGUCAUGUAUGCCAAAUAUAAAAAUUCAUUAUUUGUUGUCACACCAUAUUUCACCAUGUCACCACCAACCUUUAUGUUGUUAAGAAUGUUUUCUACUCCUUUACUGUCAGUGCAGGGAUCUUUCAGUUUUCUCCUAUAAUUUUUGACGUCCUUCUCAAGAAUACAUUUAGUCUGUUUUUGCUUAGUAUAUGUAUCUUUCACAGCUUAAUGUUAAUAAUGUAAGGUACUGACCUCAAAACAGUUGAUCCUUCUUGCAGGACGUUCUCUCUGUCAAAUGUUAUGUGGUCGUUUGGUUGAAAGUUUCAACCUAUAAUACUUUGUCGUAAAAUGGCAACAAAAUACCUUUUGUUGUAAUGAUUUCACGUAUAGUGGAAGAUUUCUGGAAGAGGCUUUUCUUGUAAGGCUUUAUUUGAGGCUUUGUCAUUCAGAGAGGCUAUGAAUAAUUCAUCACAGGCCUGAAAUAAUAGGGAAAAUCUAUUAUCUUCUUAAAAGUCUUAUUAAAUUUAACAGCUGUAUACAAAAAAUAUAAAACAUUCUAAACUUAACUUCUUUGUGUACAAAAAAACAACAACUUCUGUUGCUUCAUAAAUGGAGAAAGUUAAAAUAUCUCUCGGUAUAUUUAUUUCCGUCUAGGCCUACAUAUUUAUUUUCAUUCAAAAUUACGUGCUACCUAUUGUAUCUUUUAAUAAUACAGACAUUACUUCAAAAAAGAAACAAUAUGUAUUAACACUAAUCACAGGGUUAGUAGCACUUUUUCAUGACAAGAUUUUAGGAGGGUUUUUAAGGAGAAACUUCAUGGUCGCAGAGCUUUAUUAAUGUUUAUAUUAGUAUUAAAAACCCCACGUAGCAGUACGUUAAUUCAACUUUUUAGCAAAAUGUUAUGCACAAAAAGACAGGAAAACAACAAAUAAAUUUAUUACACAUGAAUUGAUGAAUAUGAUGUAAAAAAGUCAUAAUAAAUAUUUUUAACUUUUUAAAAUGAGACAUAAAAGCUAUGACCAUCUUAUCAAAGAAAAUAUACAGUUCACCAUAAAGUUAUGUACAAACAAAACAGCAUUUAUACACAUGAAUCAUUUACUUCAUUUUUAUAAAAUAUUGGACACUAUUUAUUUUCUCCUGAAUUGUUUUCUCAACAUUUUUCAACUCCUCAGUCUUUUCUUUAGCAGUUCAUUUUAGAUGAUGCUUUUGGUGACAAAGGUGAGACCUUUCUUUUUAUCUGCUUCAAAAAGAUAUUCAUCUGCUGUCUCAUUGAGGCUUUGUAUACCACGCUCAAUUGCCAUUUUCCUUUUCUUCAGACAUGGCCUAAAUUGUGCCAAUGUGCCAAAAAACUCAAACUCCGACAAAUGACCUUUUCUUCUAGAAGUUUUCUUGAGAAUUCAGUCUCUAAUUUUUUUAUUUUUGCCUCUAGAUUUAGUUUGUAAUUCUGAUGGGCACUUGAGCAGGAUAACAUCAGUUUUUGGCAAACAACAAAAUUUUUUAUCCCACCUAUGUUGCAAAUGUGGUCACAAAUGCUUCUCCUUGCGAUAAGGCUUCUUUCAGCCAAGUUUAUUUCUGAAGUUCGUUUGUUCACAGAGAAUCCCCUUUCCACAUCUGUCUGUCCAUGAGACAGUAAUAACAGUUGUGACACUGCUUCCCAGGCCAGAUUUUUGUCUGAAUUAAUAGUAAUCCUAAACCAAAAUUCAUCCAGAUGUCCAUUCCUAUUGAAGCUGGCUAAGCUACCAUCUAUUGUCUUUUCCUCAAUAAAUUAUUAAAUGUUACAUAUUGCUCAAAAGCAGAAUCACAACUGUGAAUAUUGAAGGCUCGCAGCACAGAGAGACAGUCUUUAAAAGUUUGUGACCAAACAUGCUUGGUACUUGAGUAAGUAGCCAGAGGGAUUAAACAGGUGAUAGAUUUCCCUAGAUGUCACUAACAAGUACUGCAAUGGAGAUUUUGUUUUUAUUAGAUCUACACACAGUUUUAAUAAAAUAAAUUUGCAAGAGUCUUUAACUUCAAGUACCUGCCUUUCACUCAUAGCCUUUUUAAGUUUGAUCAAUUCUGCCUGCAAAAUCUCUAUCAACUUGGCACAUGAAGAGUCUGACACAUUGAAGCCUCCAUCUACAGCUUUCAUUCCUUUGAAAACCAGCACAAAAUAAAAUGAUUUGAAUGAAAAGAAAUGAAAAAGCUAAGCAUAAAUGAAAUAAAAAAGGUUUUAGCAUCUAAAGAUCUAUAGUCUAGUUACUAGUAAGUCUAAGUCUAGUAAAUCAUUGUAAAAUCAACAAUGUGCCUUUUAAGAACUACAAGUAACAAACAAAACAUGAUGCUUCUCUUCAUGCUUCUUGAUAUAUUCUUUGAAUGCAAUAAAAUUGUGGAAUGAUUUUCCUUCCAUGUUGUUUUUUUAAAUUAAUGAUAUACAAAGUUAACUGGGGUUAGACCGGAAGUCUACUGACUAGGAACAGGGUUAAAGCCUUUACACAGUUGACUGAGAAUAGGGUUGAACCCUAUUCCCAGCUGGUUGGAAAUAGGGACUUCGAAAAAAAAAAUUUUGCAAAUGUGAUUUUGUGGGUCCAGCUGCCAAAAUAGUAAAAAUAUAUUGUAUUUUUCAACACUUCUUACUCAGCUCCUAAUUAAGUCUUAGCUUUCAGAUUUGGAAAAAAAUAAAGCUUAGAAUAUAAUGCUUGAGGGCCCCUAUCAGUUUACAUGAGAUAUAAUAAAAAUUUUCUUUUAAUAUAAUUUCAAAACUUAGAAUACUUACAUGCAAGAAAGUUACUUUGUUCUGUUCCACUAAAAAUUUUUUUUUUUAAAUCCUUGUAAUGUAUUGAUAUGAGGAAUUUCAAAGCAAUAGAAUAAUAUUUGAUGAAGUUAUCUAUAUAUUAUUAUAUGUUAAAUGUUGGGCAGCUGAAAAAAAAAUACUACCGGUAAUAAUAUUGUUUAUAAUUUUACUUACAAAUGGCUUUUAAUGCCCUCCUGGUGUGUACUUAUCCCUUCUGUAGCUGCUGUGAUAUCUAGGAACCUUUUUUUAUUGGCUCUUAAUCUUUUUCUUCUCUUCUUUGUGCUGCUUCUGACGACUUGAUGUUGGGGUUGAAAUACUUUUGGUAUGUGUAAUAUCCAGGUUCUAUAUCGAGGUAUUCCAAACAUUUAAAGAUGUUGAUCCAUCAUUGAAAUAAGAAAUAGCACUAUACACUGCCUCUUCUUUCUCUACAUACAACUCUUGAGGACAUCUUUCCCAAAUCAAUUUAUUCAAAUUUUCAUUUCUGUUUCUGUGUAUUGCCAUUAGUGCAUUUCGCAACAGCUCAUCAUUUGCCAGAUCUUCAAAAACAGGUUCCAAAAAUGUUAUUGCUGCUUCAAAAAGACCAUUUUUAUGUUUGUAAGACUUUGGGUCAAGUUUGUAUUUGCACCGAGAGUUGUCAGUUAUCAUGUCUUGGUAUUUUUUUCAGAUGAUCCAACAUGAAUAAGGACAGCUUUGACGUUUGCUUUCAUCUCAGCCAAAUUACCACUAUUCUGACGGAUAGCAAUUCCAAAGUAAUUUUUGAGUGUGUCUAUUUUUUUGCUGGUUAAUCUGCUCAAGCCACCUCAGUCUUGUCCUGCAUUUUUACUGGAUGUGGCCUACGCAUUCCAGUUUUUCUAUAGCAUAGGCUUCUUUCCAUGUGACUUAGAAUCAAUUACUUUUUUGUAUGAGGAAGAAUCUCUGUCACCUAAAUAAUGAGUGUAUCAGAGGUUUCUGGUUUCUACAGAGCACAUAAAAAUGUUGACUGUACCAGUGACUUUCAUCGCUCCAGCACUACCUGCAUGGUUAAUUUUACAAUUGUGUUGUAAUCUCCAGGACUCAUAUUCAACUGUUCCCUUUCUUUUUUCCCAAUGUUGACAUGUCUUAAAAAUAUUGGAAAGAAUUUUGUAUCAAUACACUUUCCAUUUUCAACAAUUUUCCGUUACCACUCCAUGAUGACUAGAAUGACCCCUGCGCUGCCAGUUCCAAAAGUUAACUUCAUUAUCUUCCAAAUGUUCACAUUCUCCCUUGAUAUGAAGCACAUAGUGUCCUGUUAAAUAUUUCACAUUUUAUUAAGUCUCCGUCAAUAAAUAGAAACAAAUCUAAGAAGGUGACUGAAGUGAAAAUGUUAUUAUCGAGAAAAACACCCUUAAAGAAACAAGUCAAAUGAUUUUUACAGAAUUUUUUCAAUACCUAGGACCUAUUUUUUCAGUUAAUUCUUUUUCCUUGCUAGCUUAAGCUGCUCUCCUUAAGUGAAAUCUGUUGUUUUUUUCUUUUCUUGUAUACACGGAGUUUCAAAGCUGCUUUUUUUAGUUCCCAUUUUUUCCAAGUUGUUGACUAGGAAUAGUGAUGGAGAAAUGUAAUCAUUUUUUAAGUCAUACAAAAAUCCCUAAAAAUGAAAUUCUCUAACAGAGCUAAAAACUGUUUUUCAGUUCUUUGUCUCUGUAUUCUCAAUUACUCUGAAUUAUGAAAACUCCAUAGCAUGGAAAAUCAUCAUCUGUUUUGUGUUAAACUUGCUUUACAAUUGAUAGAACUUUAAAAAAAAAUCUAUUAAAAACACAGAACUUGGGUUUGAAAAUUUCCCAAAAGUUUUUAUGACAAUAUAAGAGCUGGCAUUUUUAAAUUCUCACAAAACUAAAAUGGUUUUGACUGUUUAUUAAAAACUCGUCAUCUGUGUGAGAUGUAUAAAAUAUGGUUAUACAACGAAACUCAAGGCAAACAACUUAAAUACAGUUUAGAAGUCUUGCUUUUGUUUAGGCAUGCCUUCGUAACUCGAUUGUAAACAAGGCGUGCUUAGCAUCUCUGACUAUAUCUCUGUGAAUCCUAAGCCUGAAUUGUUUCUUUGGGGGGGAAUUACCAGUUUUCAUUUCAAUGUCUUUGUACUCUGAAUAUACCAAUGAAGAUUCCAUAACAUGAAAAAUGAUCCACACAGGCCAUUUUUUUUUUUGGUUUUAACUUUUGUCCUGUAGUUGGAAAUUAGGAAAUCCAUUUUGUCAACCCCACCCAUGAAUUCAUUGUGAACUUGCACACAUUUGGGACUGUUGACCUGAAUAUGAGAUUUUGUACUUUCACUCCAUCUCCUAACAGUGUCUAUGUCCUCAAGUCUUAACACAUUUGGGUCUGUUCAACUGAAUAUGAGAUUUUGUACUUUCACUCCAUCUUCUAACAGUGUCUAUGUCCUCAAGUCUUAACACAUUUGGGUCUGUUCACCUGAAUAUGAGAUUUUGUACUUUCACUCCAUCUCCUAACAGUGUCUAUGUCCUCAAGCCUAACAAGGCUAGAUGCAAAAGUGACAGCGCACAUGUCCAUCCAUCACAUUAUACAAACAUCUCCCUCUGAUGAAACUUCUUUCCUUUUGCUUUUUUUUUUUUCUGAUCCUAAAAGGGCAGCUGAAAAACAUUAAAUAAAAAGUCGGAAAGACAUAGUGAAAGGGAAACACUCAGUCUUGAUACACAUGAUACAAUAAAAGUAUCUACAAAAACUUUUUUUUUUCUCUCACCAUCCUUCAAUUCAUUUGUUCUCUUGCAGUGUUUAUAGACUGAGGCUCUUGAUGACAAAUAUCAUAUAAUCCUUUGUCUCAUCUGUCUCUAUUCAUAUGCUGUCUGAUUAAAGCCAUCAAUAUCCCAUUGCCAAUUUCCUCUUUUUUUUUAAAAGUUUUUAUUUCUUUAUUUAUUUUUCAUGAUGAUUUGGAUUCAAUUUUUUUUCCUUUAAGAAAUAGUUUGUAAGGGGCAGCAUUUGUUCAAUUUUAAACUCUUGCAGCCACAAUUUUUUUUUAUUUCUUGUUGUCAAAAUGUAAUGAGAAUGAUUGAAACAUUUAUUGUAGAUUAAAUACUAUUAACUUAUUAGAGUGAAGCAUUAAUACUAUUACUUUAUUUUAGUAACACGACUUUGUAACAAGUCUCCAUUCUUUUCCCUAUGUUGCUAGUCACAUGCAUCUCUCACACUUUUAAAUCAGAAAAUUGAUUCCUCAUCAGUGCAUGAACAAACAAGGCUGGUCAUGUGCAUAGCGCAAAUACAUUUUUAAAGAGGACUAUUCUCUCAUCAGCAUAUUUCAAAAUGUUUUGUUUGUCCAACAAAUGAAAUAAUUAAAAUGAUAAACGAAACUUAAGUCCCUUGGCUAUGUAUUGUAUAUCUUGUUAUAAAUGGGGUUCAGUUUUUCUGUGAACAUUAUUUUAUGAGUGAUAUGUCAGCAACAUUCUGUCCACCCAGGCAUUUGUUGGGGAAACAGGACAUUUUGAUUCUACUGCGUUUAAUGUUAAUCGGCCAAAUAUUUAAAAUUACAAGGACAUUAACUCAGGAAACUAAAAAGAAUAUAUAUAUAUAAAAAAUGGCCAUGAAGAUGACAAAAUAGCAGUUUCUGGAUUUUCUCACUGGCAUCCUCAGGAUGUGAGGGCCAUAAGACUGCAUGUUGCAACUGGUCUGUCAGUUGACCCACUUGGUGGGACAAACUGGCCAGUUGUUGAUAUAACAAGGAGAUGUUCGUGGGGGCAUCUUCAGGAUGUGAGGGCCUUAAGACUGCAUGUUGCAAUUCACAUUAGUUGACUCACUUGGUGGGAUCUACUCAGAAGAUGGUUGGGGGGGGGGGGGAAAUCCUCAGGAAUAAACUUGCCAUACAAUUGACAGAACUUUUGAAAAAAAAAAUGUCUAUUAAAAAACUCGGGACUUGGGCAUGUGUAGUAGUAGAUACUGGGCACAGAGCCAUAGUAGUUUAAACUAGGGUACCUUUAUAAAGAAGAGGUUGUAACGAGACAAUACAAUAGGUCAAGUUAGCACACAUCUCUUCUCGAUGUCAUUCGAAGACCUCUGGUAUCGAAGCAGUAAAUCACAAACUAAUUUCAGACAUUCAGUUCAAAUGACUUAUCAAAAAACGUUUUUAACUUUGUCUUGAUUUAAUCUCUUUUCAUGAUCUUCAUCGUCUUCUUAGCUGGAAAGAGGCAAGAUAACUGCAUAAUUUCAACCACUGGUGGAAGUCUCAAUGUUAUUAUUAAAUUAUUACACACUUAUCAAUCAUGCCACAAAUGCCAGUCAGAUAUUUAUAAGCUGCAAGAGUUGUACUAGAAUAAUGCAAAUUUAUUUCUAACAUGUUUUAAUUAAAGUUGUCACCAGCAAAUGAUUGUCACUCAAGUAUAGCUACAAUAUAUGUAGUGCCAAUGUUUUCCGUGCCACUUCUUACUGGUCCAUUAUUUGUUUAUUUAUUGUAGUCAUUAUGUAUAAAGGAAUGGUAUGCAUAUUACUUAUUAAUUACACUCAUAUUUUAUAUAGUUUCUGGCUUGUUUAUCAACAAAGAUAAACUUAAAAAGAAGUUGAACAUUAUUCAUUCCUGAAAUAUUAUUUAAAAAAAAAAACUGUUAGUAUAAAAAAACAUUCAAUGUGUGUAAACAUUUCAUACUGUGUGGCAGAAUAUUUUAUUCAUUUUUUAACAGGGUGAAAAGUUAUAAAAAAAAAAAAAAAAGACAUUCCAACUAAAGAUGCAAAGGUUAUUAACUCUUUCUCUCCUAACCGACGAUACAAACGUUGAUUCCAUCAGAAUGUGGUAAAUAAUUACGGAGAGAAAGAGUUAACCAAUAGUAAUGUUUGACUUGUAUAAUAUGUUAUUAUUUCCCCUGCUGGGGCCAGAUACAAGGUUCAGCUUGUGCUCUUUCAACAUAAUUCAAUCAAACCAGAAUACUAGAACCAAUGUCUCAGUUUGGGCUCUAAACAUUGACAUUUGAAAUUGAUAAAUCAAAGUUGUUCACAUUAUCUCCCAGAGUAGUUUCACUCUCAUUCAUUCCAGAAUUUUGUUUGAAAUGUUUUUUAAUGACAAUUAGAAUGUACACUUUUUGUAAACAGCAAACAUUUCACGUAUUGACCUAGUUUGUACAAAUGUUUAAUUUUAAGAUGUUUGAUAUUUGCCAUUGCAAUCUAUCAGUUUGAUUGGAAGUUGCUUGGAUUCAAAUAAAUCAAUUUUGAUUGUAAUUUUUUUUCAAAUGGUAUUUUUUCUUUUUUUACUUUUUGUUUUUGUUAACAAAAAUAAAAUAUUAUUUUUCUCUUUUUUAAA
Biomphalaria glabrata is the source of this 13185-nucleotide messenger RNA. Its product is annotated as zinc finger protein 239-like. NCBI's taxonomy places the organism in Eukaryota, Metazoa, Mollusca, Gastropoda, Planorbidae. The record is from RefSeq and is a predicted model, not a curated record. The coding region runs from base 416 to 1510 and encodes 364 amino acids. The transcript has 2 exons.